AUGCGUCUGCUACAGCUAGAUGGCAAAGGCAACCCCAGCCUGACCGAGUUCUUUGAAGACGACAUACCCGAGUAUGCUAUACUUUCACACAGAUGGGGAGCGGAGGAGGUCACGUUCAAGGAUCUGACAGACGGUACAAGUAAAGACAAGACUGGCUACGAUAAGAUACAGCUCUGUGGAGAACAAGCCAGGCGCGACAAGCUGCAAUACUUUUGGGUGGACACAUGUUGCAUCGAUAAAUCGAGCAGUAACGAGCUCGCAGAGGCUAUCAACUCGAUGUUUCGCUGGUACCAGAAAGCGGUUAGAUGCUACGUCUAUUUAUCGGAUGUUUCGACACUAAAGCGGAAAGCAAGCGAUACGUCUGCCGAGUAUACUUGGGAAUCUGCUUUCCGAGUAAGCAAAUGGUUUACCCGAGGCUGGACCUUACAGGAACUCCUUGCUCCAAGAUCAGUUGAAUUCUUUUCCCGGGAAGGUAACCGAAUAGGAAAUAAGAGAACUCUAGAGCAACAAAUCUACGAGAUUACGGGAAUCCCUGCCACGGCACUUCGAGAAAACCCCCUCUCCCAAUUCGGCAUUGAUGAACGAUUCUUAUGGGCAAAAAGUCGACAGACCACACGCGGAGAAGACAAGGCAUACUCGCUAUUUGGCAUUUUCGAUGUCCAAAUGCCCCUUCUUUAUGGCGAAGGAGAGGCCAAGGCGUUUCAGCGGCUCCGAGAGGCAAUCGAUAAACCUUCCAAGAGUAAGUCCUAUCCCUAUGAUUAA
This is a messenger RNA of Hyaloscypha bicolor E, 762 nucleotides long. Its product is annotated as HET-domain-containing protein. The record is from RefSeq and is a predicted model, not a curated record. Lineage: Eukaryota; Fungi; Ascomycota; Leotiomycetes; Helotiales; Hyaloscyphaceae. Bases 1 to 762 code for a protein of 253 amino acids. The transcript has a single exon.